AUGCAUUCAUCUGAAGAAACUGAAAAUAUAAAAAUGUUCUUUCGUUACCAGCAUUCGUUUUUAAUUUCAAAAAUCAUAUUUACUGCAAGUGAGCUGGGUGUCUUUGAUUUGCUGAGGGAGUCGGGGGAACCGCUGUCCUCUGCGACUGUGGCUGAGCGCUUGAAGACCAGUCUCACCGGGAUGCAGACACUGCUGGGGGCCUGUGUGGGGUUAAAGGUCCUGAAAGUGGAACGGAAGGAGGGCAAAGAUCUUUAUGGAAACACAGAGUUUGCUGAUCUGUUUCUGGCUAAAUCAAGCCCAAAGUCUCAGUAUUAUACCAUGAAAUUUUUUUCAGAAUAUGGAUAUUUAUCACUGCAAUACUUACCUGAAGCUGUAAGAGAUGGGAAACCUCAGAUUCUAUCAAUAUAUGGCAUUUCUUCAAAGGAAUUUUAUGGACCUGUGUACAGAUCAAAGGAAGGCGUUGAAAGCUUUUUCAGGUACAUGGAUGAGGCUUGGAGUCUGCAUGGAAAAGAAGUCGUCUCUGCCUUUGAUCUUUCUGGCUUUCAGCUCAUUUGUGAUCUGGGUGGAAAUAGUGGUGGCUUAGCUAAAGAAUUGAUUUCAAAGUACCCAAACUGUACUGUGAAAAUUUUAGAUCUUCUUGAAGUUGUGGAAAUAUCUAAAAAAUAUAAUGCAUUUUCAGAAGACUCCCAGAUCACUUUCCAUGAAGGAGAUUUCUUUAAAGAGCCAAUUCCUGAAGCAGAUCUUUACAUCUUAUCAAGAGUCUUGUUUAAUUGGAAUGAUGAAAAGUGUAUCCAGCUACUUACAAAAAUAUUUACAACCUGUAAGACAGGUGGUGGAGUCUUAGUAGUGGAACCAACUAUUGAUCAAGAAAUAUCUGGGUCUUUUCCUGCUCAUAUGUACUCCAUUAUAAUGUUGCUUCAUUCUGAAGGAAAAGUGCGGACAGCAUCAGAAUAUUGUAUACUCUUCAAUACAGCUGGAUUUACAAAUAUUCAGUUCAAGAAAGGAAAUAUAUUUGAUGUCAUUUUGGUCAAAAAAUAGUUUUCAACAUGCUUCAUUCCUUGCCAAUUCACCACUUUCUACAAUUCCCCAGAU
Messenger RNA from Pseudonaja textilis, 1092 nucleotides. Its product is annotated as acetylserotonin O-methyltransferase-like. The record is from RefSeq and is a predicted model, not a curated record. NCBI's taxonomy places the organism in Eukaryota, Metazoa, Chordata, Lepidosauria, Squamata, Elapidae. Gene Ontology annotation, molecular function: O-methyltransferase activity; protein dimerization activity.